This is a messenger RNA of Caenorhabditis elegans, 1719 nucleotides long. It is a transcript of the gene F10E7.1, whose product is annotated as ATP-dependent DNA helicase. The record is from RefSeq and is marked reviewed. NCBI's taxonomy places the organism in Eukaryota, Metazoa, Nematoda, Chromadorea, Rhabditida, Rhabditidae. Bases 1 to 1653 code for a protein of 550 amino acids. The transcript is spliced from 7 exons.
AUGUAUAUUUGGUCAAUUAUUACUAAACAACGCUCCGAUUGUGGCAAUAAUGAUCAAUUAAGUAACAGCUGCCUGAGAGACUGUACGUACGUGACUGCUCUAACAUUUUUUACAGGAUUUGCAAUGUAUUUAAACAACUUUGACCCAAUUAACGCUGUGUUUGAUAAUGAAAUAAUUCUGGACAAGAUUUUGAACAAUGUAUCGAAAUAUGUUUUUCCCUUGAUACCGUUAAGGCUGAUAAAGAAAAGUUUCAACGAAGCAGUUCUGCAUAAAAUCCGGAAAGAUCAUCGUGAAGUCGUCCUUCAUACUGCAUACCAUUGUGAUGUAGCAGAUGAAUACACAGAAUACAUGGGAACUGAUUAUGAGUGCCGUUACUGUUACAUAUAUUUAAACUAUCAGAAGGUAACCAGUAACAAGAUGUCUUCAUUUUUUAGAUUUCUAAAAGAUACUGUAGCAGUUAAAAUUGUGAAGCUAAUUCUUGAACCAGCUCGUGGGUUUCCAUUUAGCCAUUUCUGUUUAAAUAACGAUCUGCUGUUUCACAAUAUUAUUAUGAACGAUUUAAUAGGGAAUAACUAUAAAUCGAUAUUACAUUUCGAAGGAAUGAUUGAUAUAUGUUUACACGGAUGCUUUGAUUGCAUGAGAAUAAUGUUAAACUGUGAAGUAUACGGCCCAGCACAAAUUAAUGUUAUUCGUAGAAAAGAACCAAAACACUUUAAAGAACUGGAGUUACCGGAAGUGAUGGCUGACUUGCCGGAUGAUCCUCCAAAUAUGGAAUUCAAAGUAGGAAUAGAGAAUUGGGAAAUGGAAAGCAUCAAGAAAACAAAAAUUUCAUGCGACAAACUUAUUUUAAGGUUGUCACACAGUGCUGUUCCAAAUCCAAGAAUUUGGUACUAUAAAUAUAUAACAAGAGAAGUUAUUGAUAUCAUUAUUUCAAACUGGAAAGUGAAGACUGUAAAAUUAAUAAUCACAAUUAAUAAUAUGGAAGAGUUUAUUACAAUUCCUGAACAAUUUCAUUUAUUCACUAAAGAACGACUUGGUGAUCCAAUCUCAACUCAUCCAAUUUCUAAAAAUUCAUUGGAGAAAGUGGAACUAGAUCUACGCUUUGGUGUUAAUACUUUGGUUAAAAUGUUUCAUAGAAGUGCUGAAAUAUUACCAACGGAUAAUAUCAUUGAAAAUGUCCGAAGAAUUUUUCCAACCAAGAACAUGAUUAUAACUCUUCCAAAUAGUUUCUCACCACUUCCAGUCGAGCAUCAUUGCCGUUUUGUUAUGAUGUUUUUGAGAAUGGGAUUUCCGAAGGGACAAAGAAAUUUCAAUGUCACAUGGAGAUUGUUUAUUCACGAACCGAUUUAUGGAACAUCACCAGGAUUUAAAUAUAGAAAUAUGGUGAUUCCAGCAUUCAACUACAAGCCAAAGCCGUGGGAAUACGAGUCAUCACUUCAGAAUAAUCAUUUAUAUUUUGAGAAAACUGUCAAGUUGCAAGAUGAACAGGAAUUUUCUUUUUUCAAAGAGGUCAAAAUCUGGAAAGGAAACAAAUUCUGUGUCAGAAAUGCAUAUACAAAUUGUAAUGUAGAUAUAGAUUUGUAUUUCGAGUCCAACUUGUUGAAGAAAGUACUAAAUACACUCAAUAAAAUUGAAAGCCAAUCAAUUAAUUAAAUGCUUCCGUUGUUAACCUUUUUAAUUGCUGCAUGUUUUUAAAUAUUUUAUUGCUUUCAAUUUUUU